This is a messenger RNA of Candidula unifasciata, 2441 nucleotides long. Lineage: Eukaryota; Metazoa; Mollusca; Gastropoda; Stylommatophora; Geomitridae. The record is from the annotation of a GenBank genome assembly.
AUGAGUAAGUCUUAUGUAAAAAGGGCUAUGAAUGGCGAUGCUACUGAAGAACGAAAGAAAUCUCCUUCUCGUAUAAAUAAACGCCCGCCCCAGAAUCACCAUUUUCAAGAUGUUGAUACAGCUAUUCGACUUAAAAAAUCUGACAGAUCUGAAAAGUCAGAGGUAAUUGUUGACAAAAAUAAAAAACAGUUGGUUAACGAACAACUGAAUGAAGUGAAAGAUAUAUCCAGUUCUUUAGUGCGUCCUCGUUCAGCGAAUACUCGUAGAUGUAUUUCGGAUAGUAUUUCCGUCAGUGCAGUCAAUUCAGAACUGGAAUUACAUUCAUCCAUUACAAGAAAACCCACUGGUAAGACAACAUAUAAAUUGACACCUUUAGUCCCGACUCCAAUCCCAUCCAAACACGGCGUUACAGCCAUUCGUGCCAGCAUUGAAGAUCAAAGUAAUAAUCUCGAUAAAAAGGAGACACAAUUAGGUGUUGGUGAUAAUUCAGAUUUGGGUAGUAGUAAGGCUUCAGAGAAAGAAAGAAAGUGUAGUAAUUCAGUAUCUCCUCAAAAACUUGAGCCAGUGAACAGAACUAUGCAAGGCAGUAAAGGUAUUUCGCCUCAAGGAAUUUCUAGUAAGGAUGCAAAGGAUGUUAGUGAUGUAUCUCAUAAUGUGAAUUCAGAAGUUUCCAAUUCUAAAUCCGUGGAGAGUAAUGUGAAAAGUGUACAGAAUGUAACUAAAACAGAGUGCAAUGCAAGUGUACAAAAUGUAGGUGUAAAAGCUGAUACUGUGAUAAAAGCGAGUGAUUCGAAUAAAGAUAUCAAGGGUACGAAUGCCGUGCAAGUUCAGGGAGAGGCUAGUGGAGUACAGCAGGGGAAAGAGGAUGAUGCUGCUGUCGGUUUGAAUAAAUCCCAUGUGGUCAUUAAUGCUCAGCCUACAAAAGAAGUUGAUUCAGAACAUGAUGCUAAUGUGAAGAAGAAAGAGGAUGAAGUUGAUGCUGCCGCAGGUUUGAAUAAAUCCCAUGCGGUCACCAAUGCUCAGCCUACAAAAGAAGUUAAUUCAGAACAUGAUGCUAAUGUAAAGAAGAAAGAGGAUGAAGUUGACGCUGCCGCAGGUUUGAAUAAAUCCCAUGCGGUCACCAAUGCCCACCCUACAAAAGAAGCAGAAUCAGAACAUGAGGCUAAGGCGAAGAAGAAAGAGGAGGAUGUCAGGCAGCCACGAAUGUCUCCAGAUCAUCGAUUUAUGAAGCUGGAUGAAGAGGUUGGUCGAGGAGCUUUCAAAACUGUCCACAAAGGUUUAGAAAUUGAUACAGGUGUACAUGUUGCUUGGUGUGAGCUUCAGGACAAACGGUGGGGCAAAAGUGACCGGAAGAGAUUUAAAGAAGAGGCAGAGAUGCUGAAGGAACUACAGCAUCCGAAUAUUCUCAGAUUCUUUGACUACUGGGAGGAAGAAGGGUCACAUAGACAAAAGAUCAUUGUCCUUAUUACAGAACUCAUGACAUCAGGAACCUUGAAAACGUACCUAGGACGCUUUAAAAAAUUGAAUCUGAAAGUUUUGAAAAACUGGUGUCGGCAAAUCCUGAAAGGUUUACUGUAUCUGCACACUAGAACUCCGCCAAUCAUCCACAGAGAUCUGAAGUGUGACAACAUCUUUAUCACAGGCACUACAGGCUCUGUGAAGAUUGGGGAUUUGGGAUUAGCAACCCUGAAAAAUAAUUCCUUUGCAAAGAGCGUCAUAGGUACACCCGAGUUCAUGGCACCAGAGAUGUACGAGGAGCAUUAUGAUGAAGCAGUGGAUGUCUAUGCCUUUGGGAUGUGCAUGCUGGAGAUGGCAUCCUCGGAGUAUCCCUACAAAGAAUGCCACAACCCUGGUCAGAUAUAUCGUAAAGUCACAACUGGUGUGUAUCCUGAAGCCUUGGAUAAAGUUAAGGAUCCUGAGAUUCAUGGAAUCAUCGAAGGCUGUAUUCGGACUAAGAAAGAGGAAAGACUCACAGUGAAAGACCUGCUUGCUCAUGAUUUUUUCUUGGAAGAUACAGGUUUGUUGGUGGAGUUUCUGGGUAUUGAAGAUGAGUUAGCAGAUGCACAGGUCAUUCCACUUCGUUUGCGUGUAGUGGACGCCAAAAAGAGAAGGGACACACACAAAGAAAAUGAAGCCAUUCAGUUUGAAUUUGAUCUUAGCAAGGAUCAACCGGAGGAAAUUGCUGCAGAUUUGGUUAAGUCUGGCUUCCUCUUGGAUGAUGACAAAAGGAUUGUUGCUAAACAGAUUCGAGACCGCAUAGCACAGGUUCUUAAAAGUCGGGAGAAGAAGCCUGUACCCGAGGUCAUUCCAGUUCAGCACCAUGCCCUGCAGACACCGGUACCUGGGCAGGUUCCAGUUGCACACCAUACAAUUCAGACAUCCCAGCCGCCAUCAAGUACAAGUGUGCCACAGAUCUCACAGGUAGCUACACAACUCCACCA